This is a messenger RNA of Ambispora gerdemannii, 882 nucleotides long. Lineage: Eukaryota; Fungi; Glomeromycota; Glomeromycetes; Archaeosporales; Ambisporaceae. The record is from the annotation of a GenBank genome assembly.
AUGGGCUGGCUCACUAGAGCCUUAAGGAAUGAUGGGGUGUUGAAGGGUUUUGGUAAAAGGACAUUGGUGACAUGGGAUGAUGAAAUUGUUUUGGUGACUGGUGGUUCCCGAGGAAUUGGUGGACUGUUAGCUGAAACAUUGGCAUUGCGACAUGUUAAUGUAGUUGUAUUGGACCUUGUGCCGCCGGAAAUUGAAAAUGGAAACAUUAAUUUUUAUAAAUGUGAUGUCUCGGAUCUAGACCAAGUGAAAAAUGUCGCGAAGGAAAUAAUCGAAGAUGUCGGACACCCAACAAUACUUGUAAAUAACGCGGGAAUACUACGCGGGAAGACGAUUCUUGAUGGAUCGGAGGAAGAUAUACAAGAAACAAUUAAUACAAACCUAUUAUCCUCAUUCUGGACGACUAAAGUAUUUCUCCCAAAUAUGAUCGAAAAUAAUCAUGGGCAUAUAGUGACAAUCGCAUCGAUACUAGGAUAUACUGGGAUCGCACAAACAGCCGAUUAUUGUGCCUCAAAAGCAGGGUUAAUCAGCUUCCACGAUUCACUGCGAUUUGAAUUGAAGAUGCGGUACAACGCGCCCAAAAUACGCACAACCCUAGUCUGCCCAGGUCAUAUGGGAACAGGCCUCUUUGAUGGGGUAGUCGUUACAAUGCCUUUCCUCACACCAUGUCUACCGCCCUUGGAUCUUGUAAAACUUAUAAUCACUGCGUUGGAUAGAAAUGAAGGAAGAGAGAUUUAUAUUCCGUAUUUCACGUAUUUGACUCCGCUUCUAAGAGCCGGUCCGGGAUUUCUUUUUGAUUUGGCGACUCGGUACUCAGGUGCUCAUAGCAGCAUGAAAACGUGGACCGAUAAACGUAAGCUUCUCGAAAUAAAGAAAACUGAAUAA